Messenger RNA from Rhinichthys klamathensis goyatoka, 4031 nucleotides. It is a transcript of the gene nedd4l, whose product is annotated as NEDD4 like E3 ubiquitin protein ligase. The record is from RefSeq and is a predicted model, not a curated record. The transcript has 28 exons. NCBI's taxonomy places the organism in Eukaryota, Metazoa, Chordata, Actinopteri, Cypriniformes, Leuciscidae. Gene Ontology annotation, biological process: regulation of dendrite morphogenesis; ubiquitin-dependent protein catabolic process. Gene Ontology annotation, molecular function: ubiquitin protein ligase activity; protein binding; sodium channel inhibitor activity. Bases 201 to 4019 code for a protein of 1272 amino acids.
GCUCCCUGGCAGCGCUUCAUUGGUAGCUGUGAAACAAAACGCAGCCUCUGUAUGUGAGUGAGGGAAAGAGAGAGAAAGAAAGAAAAGAGGGUGGAUGAGCAAGACAGAGAGGGAGAGUAAAAGGGGAUCAGACACACUAAACGGUGGGUGAGACAGAUCCAGGAAGAGCUGGACAGAGACAGAUCAAGGCAGACAGGAGAAUGUCUCACCGGCUUCGGUUAUAUUUUGGAUCUGGACGCAGUAACACUGCACCAGAGUUGGAGCAGCUGAAUGGGACUGUGGAAGACAGAGAUGAGAGAGGCUAUAGUGGCACAGGGGCCAUGAUGUUCCAUGUGCAGCCACGAAACGGAGGACUUGUCGAAAGCCCGGAGUCGGGUUCAGUUGCUUUUUCGGACGCCUCUCUAAAGCGAAGCUCUUCCAUGUUCAUCCCACAGCUCCAGAGUCAAACUGAACCACGGACGACCAAGAGCACGUCUGUCCAGAUAUCUCUACAACGCUCAACUGCAUCUCAAGAAGAUGCAUUGCCCUGUGAUCCACCUCCAGGGUACCCUCAGGAUCCAGCUCCAGCCUACACUGAGCCUGAUGAAAGUUGGUUCUUACCUCCACCUCCAGCUUACGAUGGAGUAGAAUCCACAUCCUGCCAAAAUGUGGAACAAAGUCAACCAGGUACUGAGCCGAUCCAACCUAAGAGGCAAGUCUUUUGUGUCCGGCCAUGUGAUGGACAAAAUGGUUAUGCUAGUUUGAGUGUACCCAAUGGAAGUCCUCAAGGGAUUACCAUUGGAGGUUUCAGUAUUCGUAGAAGAUCUGCAGAUGGAUCUGAUGCCCAGGAGUUUAGGAUCAUGCCAUACAGCGAGGAUGGACAGAAUGGCCGUUGGUCUGUCCUGCAAAGCUCAGACAGAGGUCCUGGCAUGCAAAGACUGGUCUUCCAGCUUCAACAGGACCAAGGACGGCACCCAAGCCCUACUUCUCAAGCUGACAUGAGUGAUUUAGGCAUUACAGGUUCUAAAGGCAGCCGCUUGGUGCGGUAUCCUCGGAUCCGUCUUGAGAGGAGCGCUUCACAGCCGUUGCAAUUCAGAGGAGCUCCUUCACGCCUCGGAUCCAUGCCAAACCUUCAUGCCCCGAUCUCAGAAAUGGAGACUGAGAGUGAGAUUGUUGAGAACAGAGCUCAAGGCUGCACAUUCAAAAUUAGUAAGGAACAGAACUCGCGACAGCCCAAGUUUAAGAUCUAUUUCAGCCAGGGAGGCGAGCACAGCCCCAUCCAUGCACAGGAUAUUAGCUUUGGAAAGGCGCCUACCUGCAGCAAUCCACAGACCAGAGAUGACUUCCUUGGGCAGGUGGAUGUGCCUCUUACCCAUUUACCGACGGAGGACCCUGCAAUGGAGCGGCCGUACACAUUUAAAGACUUUCUCCUGCGUCCAAGAAGUCACAAGUCUAGGGUGAAAGGCUACCUGAGACUGAAAAUGGCCUACAUGCCAAAGAACGGCGGGCAUGAAGAGGAAAGCAGCGAGAUGAGGGAAGAAGCUGAGGGCUGGGAGGUGACAGACUCCGCAGACCCAGGUUCACAGAGACCUCAGCAGCUCCUGCCUCCACUGCCUCCGGGCUGGGAAGAGAAGGUGGAUAACCUGGGCCGGACCUACUACGUCAACCAUAACAACCGCACCACGCAGUGGAAGAGGCCCAGUAGUGUGGAUGUGGUUUCAGAAACGGAAAAUGAUAAUCAAUUGCGGCAGAUUAACCAGGAAGCCCACAGAGUUUUCCGCUCUCGACGGCACAUUAGCGAAGACCUGGAAAAUGAGCAGCUGGACAUCAGGGACAUAGACGACUCAUGGGAACCCAUAUCUGAGGAAGACCCAACUUUAUUGAAUGACGGUUUGAACCAUUCUCUGUCCGGACCCUCCUCUCUGGCGAUGCCCCUCUCCAGCACUCCAGAAAUCUCAGAUGAGAUCAGCCUUAGAUUGUCUCUCGCUCCAGACACAAACGGAGAAAUCCCAGGACCCAGCUCUGCUGUGCAGAGUCAUCUUUCCUCUCGGCUACGCUCCUCUAGUAUGACUGAUGGAGUCAGUGAUCAAACUCAACCUCCCACACCAACGCAGAGCUCCCAGACCCGACGAACAAGAGCACAAACGGUCACAGGCGUUGAGGACACCAUGUCUCCAUCGGCCUCCUAUGCCCUGACCACACCAGGUCUUCCGCCAGGCUGGGAGGAACGCAAGGACCCCAAGGGACGAAUGUACUACGUCAACCAUAACAACCGUAGCACCACGUGGACACGGCCCAUUCUGCAGCACACUGAAGAUGGAGCCAGUACCUCAGCUGCGGCAGCAGGGGGCGCUACAGCAGCCACACCCCCCGCUUCCACCCCUUCCUCCUCCAGCAACCAUCUAAUCGAACCACAAGUGCGCAGACCCCGUAGCCUCAGUUCCCCCACCGUCACUCUCUCUUCCCCAAUAGAGGGAGCCAAUAAUGCCCAAAUACGGCGAGCCGUAAAGGACACGUUUUCCAACCCACAGUCCCCCCAGCCUUCUCCCUACAGCUCACCUAAAUCCCAGCAUAAAGCAAACCAGAGCUUCCUGCCCCCUGGAUGGGAAAUGAGAAUAGCGCCCAACGGACGGCCCUUCUUCAUUGACCACAACAGCAGACACACUACAUGGGAAGAUCCACGCUUAAAGUAUCCCGUUCACAUGAGGACAAAAGCAUCCUUAGACCCUGGUGACCUCGGCCCACUUCCUAAUCUUCCAGAGGAGCCUGGGUGGGAGGAACGAGUGCACGCAGACGGAAGAACCUUUUACAUUGACCACAACACCAAAAAAACACAGUGGGAAGACCCUCGCCUCCAGAGUCCUGCCAUAACUGGACCUGCGGUGCCGUAUUCUAGAGAGUUCAAGCAGAAGUAUGACUACUUCAGAAAGAAGCUAAAGAAACCGGCAGAUAUUCCGAACCGUUUUGAGAUGAAGCUGCACAGGAAUAACAUCUUCGAGGAGUCAUACAGACGGAUCAUGUCCCUGAAGCGACCCGACAGCCUGAAGGCCCGUCUGUGGAUCGAGUUUGAAUCGGAGAAAGGCCUGGACUAUGGGGGCGUGGCCAGAGAAUGGUUCUUCCUGCUCUCCAAGGAGAUGUUUAACCCUUAUUAUGGGCUGUUUGAGUACUCAGCCACAGAUAACUACACCCUUCAGAUCAAUCCAAACUCCGGCCUGUGCAAUGAGGAUCACCUCUCAUACUUCAAGUUCAUUGGUCGGGUGGCUGGAAUGGCUGUGUAUCACGGCAAGCUGUUGGAUGGUUUUUUUAUUCGACCGUUCUAUAAAAUGAUGCUGGGCAAACAGAUCACCCUGAAUGAUAUGGAGUCAGUGGACAGUGAAUACUACAACUCCCUAAAGUGGAUUCUGGAAAACGACCCCACAGAAUUGGAUUUGCGGUUCUGCAUUGAUGAGGACAACUUUGGACAGACAUAUCAGGUGGAUUUGAAGCCAAGCGGAUCAGACAUGGUUGUAACCAAUGACAACAAAAAAGAAUACAUAGACCUGGUGAUUCAGUGGCGGUUUGUGAACAGGGUGCAGAAACAGAUGAACGCCUUUUUGGAAGGAUUUACCGAGCUCAUUCCCAUCGACUUGAUAAAGAUUUUUGACGAAAAUGAACUGGAGCUGCUGAUGUGUGGUCUGGGAGACGUGGAUGUCAAUGAUUGGAGGCAGCACACUGUUUAUAAGAAUGGCUACUGUCCUAAUCACCCUGUGAUCCAGUGGUUCUGGAAGGCUGUUUUGUUAAUGGAUGCCGAAAAGAGGAUCAGACUUUUGCAGUUUGUCACCGGAACAUCCAGAGUGCCAAUGAACGGCUUUGCUGAACUCUACGGUUCCAAUGGGCCGCAGUUGUUUACUAUCGAGCAGUGGGGGACACCUGAAAAGCUCCCUCGUGCUCACACCUGCUUUAAUCGCCUGGACCUCCCGACGUACGAGUCGUUUGAAGACCUGCGAGAGAAGCUUCUGAUGGCGGUGGAGAACGCCCAAGGCUUUGAAGGCGUCGACUAAAGAAUACACACC